Messenger RNA from Triticum dicoccoides, 1342 nucleotides. RefSeq lists its product as uncharacterized. Lineage: Eukaryota; Viridiplantae; Streptophyta; Magnoliopsida; Poales; Poaceae. The record is from RefSeq and is a predicted model, not a curated record. The transcript has 7 exons. Bases 188 to 1342 code for a protein of 384 amino acids.
GCGGCGGUGGUGGCAGCUCGGCUGCGUGGGGGAGGUGAAGCAGCGGCGGCAGCGGCCGCGUGGUCGAAGGGAAGGGGCGCCUAGGGUUCCUCCUUCCCCAACCCCAACCAGCUCUGCAGGAACCGACGCCCCAAGCUCGCCAACGAGAUCUCGCUCUCACCGUCAACACCAGAAAAAGCUUCAACCCAUGGGACCUGGACGAACAGUCCGGCCACCAAGAAAUGCCCCGCAAUCUCAAGGUCAACAUUCUGGGAGUACCUCAGCAUCAAAAUCCAGGAAGGUACGUGGGAUAAAUAAGGGAAAGGGCUUGGAGCGUUUGAUCAAAAGGGCAGGUCAUCCACUAAACUUGACCAUCUCCGAAGAGAGAAGACCUAUUGGAGAAAAUAAUGAAUUACUUUCCAGAGAGAUUGGACUUCUUACACGGUACCAUGCACCUAUCCAACGUGCCGGGUGGCAUAGUCUGACUGAGGAUGAUAAGGAGCCGUUGUAUGAACUUCUAAAGCUUAAGUUCAAUCUUGAUUUCACCCAAGAUCAUAUCAAAGGCUGUGUGGAUCUGCUAUUCUCUUCAAGCUACAAAAGUUUCCGUCACAAGUGUUAUGAACAUUAUGUAAAAUCUGGUGAUGAUGCUAGAAGCAAUCCAUAUCCUCCCCUUAUUGAUAAUAGAGUUGGAGACUGGAUUUGGCUCUGUGAUCAUUUUGAAACAGAAGAAUUUAAGAAACGGUCCACAAUUGGGAAGGCUAACCGCUCAAACCUACCUUAUGUUCACAAGAAGGGAACAAAGUCAUUUGUAGCGGUUCAACAUGAAUUAAAUUGUGGCGAUAUCAGACUAUACAAGGAGUGUUACUCUAGUGAUAAGAAGGGAUGGGCAUCAGAAGAUGCCAGGAAUAAACAUGAAGAAAUGUUGCAAAAGCAAAAGGAACCUAUAGAGGAGGGUGAAGUACCUUUAACAGAGCAACAGAUUUGCGAGCAUGUGCUAGGUAAGGCAUAUGGUUACGUCAGAGGUCGGGGUCAUGGACCAAAACCAAAUAGAAGGGCUUACUCAAGCACAUCAAGCUCAACUCAGCAUGUAGUGGAAGAAUUGGCCUCUACAAAGGAGAUUGUUGCUACGCAGCAAACUCAAAUUGAGGCUCAACAAUCUCAACUUGAAGCUCAACAGAAGAAGAUCGAUUGGCUACAAAGUGUCGUGUCUAACUUGGUUGGCAUUUCACCUCCUAUGGACGGCACUAGUGCAACAGGGCUAGGUUUCACAACUGAGCGGCCAAUGCCAUCUGACGGAAUAGGUUCGCUGAUGUCUAACACUGUAGAAAGGAUGUCAAGUUUUCCAAGAUCAUUUGCAAGGUAA